AAAGUGUCAAAAUUCUAAUGUCAAUUACUGUCAUUAUUCAUGCCUCAUUUGCGGUUGUUCAGCGUUUAUAUUUUGGUUUAGAUUGUUUUGUCUCAGUAAACGUUAAACAAUACCUUUCUAAUAUAUUACGCAGCACGUUUAGUAGGAAGUACAUUUCAAAGGUACUUACUAAUAAUCCUGGAUUAAUAAAUAAGUAAAUAAAAUGAACGCUCCGCCAACAUUCGAAUCAUUUUUACUAUACGAUGGAGAGAAAAAGGUUCAGAAAGAAGACGACACUAAAGUGACCAAUGCGGCAAUAUUUACAGUCAACAAAGAAGACCACACACUUGGAAACAUGAUCAGACACCAACUACUGAAAGACCCAAAGGUGUUGUUUGCAGGCUACAAAUUACCGCAUCCCUUGGAACAUAAGUUUGUAUUGAGAAUACAAACAACAUCGGACUAUACUCCACAAGAAGCAUUCAUGAAUGCUAUAACUGAUUUAACAUCUGAGUUGUCCCUGUUUGAAGAAAGAUUUAAGGAAGCAAUAAAGGAGAAGAAGGAAGGCUUGGAUUAAAUUUGUUGGAAAUGGAACAAAAAUUUAAGAUAGUUCAUAAAGAUUUUUACAUUAUAAGUACAUUAUAAAUUCUUUUUAAAUAGCA
Manduca sexta (tobacco hornworm) is the source of this 641-nucleotide messenger RNA. It is a transcript of the gene Rpb11, whose product is annotated as DNA-directed RNA polymerase II subunit RPB11. Gene Ontology annotation, cellular component: RNA polymerase II, core complex. Gene Ontology annotation, molecular function: DNA binding; protein dimerization activity. Gene Ontology annotation, biological process: transcription by RNA polymerase II. The record is from RefSeq and is a predicted model, not a curated record. The transcript is spliced from 4 exons. NCBI's taxonomy places the organism in Eukaryota, Metazoa, Arthropoda, Insecta, Lepidoptera, Sphingidae. Bases 203 to 556 code for a protein of 117 amino acids.